CGUGGUGGCUGGUGGCUGCUGCUACCCCCUCGCACCGGGCGGCCCCCAUUCUGUCUGCUCUGCAGGACGCGGCGCCAACAACGUGUGGAAAGCCGCCAAAACGUUCGGCAGACCUCUGCUGGGCUGCCUCUUUUCUUCCCGACGGUCGCUCGCCUCGGCCGGAGCCUGCGACAAAUGGGAGGUUGCGCGAGCAAAGCCGUUAGCUCCAAGGAUGUGGUGCUGGCCGAGGUGGACAAGAAACUAAAGCGUGCCGAGUCCUUUUGUGCCGCCACGCCCAUGAAUAACUUUGUGGGUGGCUUUCGCUUCCAAGAUGAGGCCUCGAUCGAGACGAUGAAGCAGGCCCGUCACCGAGAUUCAGUAAUGUCGGAGCCUUUCGGAUUCUCAGAAUCGACCGAAUGCACAGAGCCGGGCAUGGAGGGCGGGCGGCAGGGCCCUGGCAAAACCUUCCGGAUCGUGGACAACAACUGCGGGAUGGACCCCUUCAUCGCGGUGGAUGACUUCACGGUGCACUACCCGGCCGUGUUUAUCGACCACCCCCAUCGGGGCUUCGAGAGCGCUACCUACAUUCUUCCCGAGCAGCCGGAUUGCGUCAACGAAAAUCCUAUCCUGCUGUAUUACGACAGCACGUGCGGAGACCAAGAGUUCCCGCUUGGGAAGGGCGGGCUCGUCCGCAUGAUCACCGGGUCAGGCAUCUCGCACUGUGAGGUUGUCAAGAGCAAGAACGACCGCAUGCGCGCCAUCAACAUCUGGUUCAACUACCCGAGAGAGCACCGGGUCUGCGCGCCAUACUCCAGGGUUUGCAACAUGGACACGACAGAGAUGCCUCUGCUGUGGGCGGCGGAUGGCACCCGCACCAUCGUCUUGCAGGGCGAGUGGGGCGGCUCACGCGGCCGCUGCUUCGAGGGCUGCCCAAGCCCCAUCGAGUGGAUCCACCACACCAUCCCGGCGGGCUGCUCUGUUCGCCAGCCCUUCCCGGAAGGCUGGUCUGCGCUCGUGUACGUGCUGAAUGGCGCGGGGAGCGUCGAGUUCGACGGAGAGACCUGCGAGUUGUCCACCGCCUACGACGACACAACUCCGGCAUGCGUGCGCGCUCCGGCGGCGACGUCGGCGGCAUCUGGAGGAGCAUUCGACGUCAAGGCGACGAGCGGGGAACUGGACGUGAUUUACCUGGCAUCCAAGCCGGCCGGGGACAGGACUGUUGUAUUCGACCUCGUGCCGGAUGGCUCGGGUGGCACCUUUGUCAUGUCGUCGGAGGCUGAAAUCAAGUCCUCGUUGAUCGAUUGGAUCGAGCACAAGAAUGGCUUCGAGUACCGGCACGAGUGGAACAGCACCUGGUUUAAGGAGGUGCGCGAGGAGAUGUCACGAGGAGCGAAGCCAGCGCAGGUGCGUGACGAUGCGUUCUCCUCCGACCUCUCCGAUCACGAGAAGAGCAUCAUAUUGCUGCAAAAACGUAUCGCAGACGGCGCAUGA
Molecule: messenger RNA, 1470 nt
Organism: Emiliania huxleyi CCMP1516
Lineage: Eukaryota; Haptophyta; Isochrysidales; Noelaerhabdaceae
Exons: 1
Coding region: 175-1470 (431 amino acids)
Source: RefSeq, a predicted model, not a curated record